UGGACGCAUAAUUUGACCAGGAAGUCAACAAUACUUUUGUUCUUUUCCAUUACACAAAUGAUAUAAUAUGGAAUAUGUGACCUGUGCUUGAGAAGAAUUGUGGUUUGAUUCUGAUAUCAUUUCCUGUUUCCCUCUUUCACAUCAGAGAGUAAAUACCGAUAUUCAUACAAAGAGGGCCUUUCGUGGCUAUAUAUAACUGUGAAAUAACCAGUCAUAAAUGUUUGAUUAAAAGAUGUUUUGGGAGGGUGAGGAUGGGAAAGGCAGCCUUCUCCCUGGUGUGUGUUUAUCAACCUCAGUGACUUUUAAGAUGUAUUUGACUCCCAGAAUUCUCCAGCCAGCAUGCUGACUAGAGAAUUCUGGGGGUUGUAGUUCAUACAUCUUAAAGUUGCCAAGGUUGAGAGCCACUGCUUUAAAGUAUUUUAUUUCCAAAUACACAAGAGUAUUUAGCUUCUUUCAAUUUAGUCGCUUGAGGAAGCCCAGCCCUGCACAGAAGCUGCGUCAACAUGUCUCUCUGAAUGGUUGUCUAGAAUAUUAGCUCUGAGAGAACCCAACUUACAGUAGAGCUGUAACUAUAAUUACAAUUAAUGAUUUGGCUAUAAGGUUCCUCAAGUUUCAGACUUCCUUGGUUGUGUUCUCUUGUUCAUAAUACUUUAUUUACUGUCGCAUUGCAACCCCAGAAUUCUGUAGUUUAAUUGUUAAACAAAGUGGAUUUAAUGUUUAUACUGGGAACUGUCAAUGUUUACACUUUGUGAUUGUCAGAGGUGGAUGACAUCUAUUCUUUCCACCACUCCUCACAGAAUCCUUUCCAUUAGUUUAAUUACCAUGAUUAAAAAAAAGGAGAAAAGGGAAAGAUUUUAAUUAUUCUCCAAUGCAUUCCACAGUCUGUAGUUUUGGGAGGGAAAGGGCUCCAUUUCAGUCUUCCAUCCAAUCUCUGAGUAAAGGUGGGUCACUGUAACCUUUGAUCAGAGUUGUCUUUGUUCCGUACACUCCAUCCAGAAUGGAGAAAAGCAGUCAUUAUGCAUCAAGCCCUUGAAAAGCCCCAAGUCUGAAUCACAAAGCAGGUGGGAUCACUGUGGCGGUCAUGGAGGCAAAUGGAGAGCCAGGUCACUCCAGGGCAGAAAGUGCAGGUGAAACACUGAGUGAAUCUGAGCUGGAGAAGAUCGGCCUGAGAAAACAGAUUCCACGAGGGUCACUUUCCACCAAGAUCAAGAAAAUAAGAUGCUCAGGAUCAACCGCAAAGAGCUUGCUAUUUCGGUUCCUGCCCAUCCUUAGCUGGUUGCCACGCUACCCAGUCAAAGAAUGGUUACUAGGGGACAUCACGUCAGGAUUCAGUGUGGGAAUUAUGCAUCUCCCACAGGGUUUGGCAUAUGCACUCCUAGCAGGGCUGCCUCCAGUCCAUGGUUUGUAUUCGUCCUUCUAUCCAGUUCUGCUGUAUUUCUUAUUUGGGACAUCCAGACACAUCUCUGUUGGUCCAUUUGCUGUCAUUUCUGGGAUGUUGGGAAGUAUGACAGAGUCACUAGAACCAAAUGGAAAAUAUCUGGAAGUGAUCAUUGGCACCAAUAAAACAUUUGUCAAUGAGGCCCGGAGGGAUGCAGCCCGAGUUGAGCUGGUAGCUGCAGUCACCUGCUUAAUGGGUCUGUUCCAGGUUGCCCUUGGCCUGCUGCAGUUUGGAUUUGUGGCCACCUAUCUUUCGGAGCCCUUGGUGCGAGGCUACACCACAGCUGCUGCUGUCCAUGUGCUGGUUUCCCAGCUAAAAUACGUCUUUGCCAUCAGCCUGGAAGAGAAAUCUGGACCGUUGUCACUGAUCUAUACUUUUGUGGAGAUUUGCUCAAAAUUACCUGGAACUCAUAUUGGUACUUUGAUGACUGCCUUGAUCUCCAUGGUUGCCCUUUUGCUCAUUAAGCUACUCAAUGACAAAUUGGAUAAGAAGCUUCCAGUACCUAUCCCCACUGAACUCCUCACGAUUAUUGUCUCCACGGCAAUCUGCUAUGGUGCCAGCCUGAACAACAAAUUUGGGGUUAGUGUUGUGGGUGAUAUUCCUAAGGGAUUGAGAUCUCCUGAAGCCCCCAAUGGAAGCUGGUUUGGGCAGGUGAUAGGGAAUGCUUUUGCCAUUGCUAUUGUUAGCUAUGUCCUUUGCAUCUCCCUUGGGAAAAUCUUUGCCCUCAAGUACGGUUAUAGUGUGGACAGCAGCCAGGAACUGAUAGCCUUGGGACUCAGUAACGUCAUGGGUAGCUUUUUCCAUUGCUACAGCAUCAGCUGCUCCAUGUCCCGCUCCCUAAUACAAGAAAGCGCAGGAGGACACAGUCAGAUGGCUUCCGUCAUCUCUUCCCUCAUCAUCCUGGCAACCAUUUUGAAGAUUGGAGAACUUUUCCACGAACUACCCAAAGCUGUCUUAGCUGCCAUUGUGAUUGUCAACUUGAAAGGCAUGUUCAAACAGUUCAAAGAUAUUCCUGCACUUUGGAGAUCUAAUUUUACCGACCUGUUUAUCUGGCUUGUAACGUUUAUCGCUACGGUAUUCUUGAAUCUUGACUUGGGACUGGCAGCAGCUGUGACAUUUUCACUCUUCACUGUCAUAUUCCGGACUCAGAUGCCUUAUUAUUCUAUUUUGGGACAAGUGUCCACCACAGGAAUUUACAAAGACAUUGCUGAGUAUCAUAAAGCUAAGGAAAUACCAGGUGUGAAAAUUUUCCACUCUUCUGCUACUAUCUAUUUUGCUAAUGCUGAAUUGUAUGCAGAGGCCCUUAAAAAAAAGUGUGGCAUUGAUGUGUGCCGUCUCAUUGAAAAGAAGGUGAAAGCUUUGAAGAGGAAGCAAAAGAAAGACAAAAAAGAAGCCAAGAAAACUGCUAAAAAAUCUGGAGAAAACAACCCUGGAUUUGAGGAUGUAGAGAUGGAUGCAAAGUCACAAGAACCAGAGGAAGGCAUAGUAGAUAUUGAGAUCAAUGGAACUGUGAUGGCUUCGGAUCCCCCAAGUCACCACCAGCCACAAUAUUGUGGCAAACCCAGUUUAAAUAGUCUGGGGUUGGAAAAGCCUUCUAUCCACUCAAUCAUUCUGGACUUCAGCUCUGUCACCUUUGUGGACACUGUCUCCAUAAAGACCUUAAAAAAUAUAUUUAAAGAUUUCCAGGAGAUUCAAGUGGAUGUGUUUCUUGCUAGUUGCCAUGGCACUGUCAUUACCCAGCUGGAAAGAGGCAAUUUUUUCAAUGAAACCAUAACCAAGAACCACCUUUUUGCAUCAGUGCAUGAUGCAAUUACCUAUAUCACCAGGAACCGAAAACAGAGCAUGCCACACAUUGACAACGAACUCUGGGAAGUUGACAAUGAACUACAAUGCCACUAUUUUUCCCAAGGCUGUGGAUGACAAAACAUAAUUUGCCUGACUGGUAGUUUGUGGUGAAGAAUGAAGACUGCGAAGAAGUUUCUGUGUGAAAAUAUUUUGAAAAUAUUCCAUAGCAAGAAAAGUAAGGUUUUACACUUAGGCAAGAAAAACCAAAUGCAAAGAUAUAGAGUAGGUGGUUCCUGGCUUAACAGUAGUAACUGUGAGAGGAAUCUAGGAGUCCUAGACCUAGUGGACAACCAGUUAAGUAUGAACCAGCAGUGUGUUGCAAAAAAGCAAAUGCAUUCCUAGAUGCAUCAACAGAUGAAUAAUAUCAAAAUCAUGUGAAGUAUUAGUACUGCUAUAUACUGCCUUGGUAAGCCCACGCUUGGAAUAAUGCAUUCAGUUCUGGUCACCAUUACAUAAAAAAGAGGUUGAGAAUUCUGGAACUUGAAAUUCAUCCAUAAAGUGGCUGAGAUAGAAAAACAUUACUGUAGAGCAGGGGUUUCAAACUCACAACGUCACGUGAUGCGUCGUGAUGUAUCGUGACCUUUUUUUCCAUUGCUUGCAAUAGGGUGGACGCGGUUUCUCUAUGACGCAUCCAGCCCGCAGGCCGGCAGUUUGACACCCCUGUAGAGUAUUGCAAAUAGACCCAUGGUGGAUUUUCAGGAGAAAAUUCUUGAGAUCACUUUGAUUUUUUUUCAACAAGUAAAUCCAGAGACAAAAUAAUAAAAGAUUUACAAGUAUGAGGACCAGGGAUAUUACUUGAUAAAUACUGUAUAGAUAUUGAAAUUACAACAAUUUACAUUUUGUCUUUUUUUCCUCUUCUAUCUAUCUGCAAGUAAUUUUCUUUCUUUUGAAACUAAAACCACAAGCCCUU
Messenger RNA from Crotalus tigris (Tiger rattlesnake), 4193 nucleotides. RefSeq names its product solute carrier family 26 member 6 (gene SLC26A6). NCBI's taxonomy places the organism in Eukaryota, Metazoa, Chordata, Lepidosauria, Squamata, Viperidae. The record is from RefSeq and is a predicted model, not a curated record. The coding region runs from base 1082 to 3358 and encodes 758 amino acids. Gene Ontology annotation, molecular function: oxalate transmembrane transporter activity; bicarbonate transmembrane transporter activity; sulfate transmembrane transporter activity. Gene Ontology annotation, biological process: transmembrane transport. The transcript has 21 exons. Gene Ontology annotation, cellular component: membrane.